CGAACAUCUUCUGGCAGCCCCAUAAUGACUUCUCCUGGCAAAAGGCAGGCUUGCAUGGAAUGUCGUCGUCGGAAAGUGAAAUGCGACGGUUUCCCAACGUGCAAGAACUGCCAUGCAGCAAAGGCCCCCUGUCGAUACCCGAUCCCACAAAAAAGGGGUCCAAAGCCAGUCAAAUUGCUAGACCAUAGCCCGAGAGAGUCUCUUGAAUCAACUUCCCCAGCCACAGCUUCAUCGGUGGAAUCGGGUGGUGCUGGGCACCUCGUUGCCAGGGGGUCUUCAUACCUGGCUUCCAACAGCCCUUUAGCGAAGAGUGCAAUUGAACUCCUAGGAAGCCAAACCCAAACAGCUUCUCAAGUGCAUCUAGACCUCCUGGCAGGGCUGCUAAGUGAAACUCCGUCCCACACAGCAGCAUCGAUCGCAGAUCACUGCAUUUCACUCUACACCCAGUACGUUUUCGGAGCAGUCCCCAUAUGCCAUGAAGGUCGCCUUCGAGAAACCGCAAAUCGCUUCUUUAACCUGCCCUCGAGCGCGGACGGCCUUGCAGAUCACCACGCGCGGAUCUGGGGCAGUUUUGCUGCCGAUACUGAGCGGGAGCACAUAGAGAUCCUCCGGAGUCUCACUCUUCUCACAGCCCUAUGUGCAGAGGUAGCAUACGUUGUCCCAGAGCAUCUCCUACCCAACAAGCAUCUUAUCGGCCCACUAUUCCUCCGUGCAUCGCGGCAGACACUCAGGAUCUACGAAGACUAUGAUAUUGAGCACCCCAACUACUCAUCGCUCAGCAUCCGCAUGUUACUCUCGUCGGCUAUACAGCAAGCCACUGGGAAGCAGGAGGUGGCCUUUCAUAUUCUGAAUCAGGCGGGACUCAUGGCAAUGCAAAUGCGUCUCUACGACGAAGGUUCACUGGCAGGACUGGAACCUAUUGAGGAAAAUAUCCUCCGAAACGCCUUUUGGCAGCUCUACGUGUGCGACAAAACCGCCUUGGUUAUGAAGACUCGUCCAGUAACAAUUCAUGAACCGCUGUUUGAGCGUGAACUGACCCUCAAGGAUCAUUUUCAAAACCCCGUGCCACUCUUUGACCGCGGACAGGAACAAAUUGACCCUGGACUAGAAUGCCAACUUUUGGAGAGAUUCCACGUCAUACGGCGCCUGUGGGCCUUGGCCGCCAGUGUUAUCCAAGCCAUGGUCUCACAUUCCGGGAGGUCGUCUGACCCAAAUAACCACACGGAAAUAUCUUCCGCAAGCAUGGCGCAGGUAUCUGAAGCGUACUUUGAGCUGAUCAUCUUGACGAACGAGUCCCCAGCCUGGGUGCGAUCACCAGUGAAGUCAUCUUCCGGCGUCCCCCACGGCGCAGAGCAACGCCUUCUCGACAUCUUGCAGCGCCAGCGAACGACCUAUCUUCUCAAUCUUCACAGCAUAAAGGUUUUUGUCCUGAACGCUGCGAUCCAGUAUGGUAUGACAGAGGCUAUCGGCCUCAGCGCGGAUCCCCUGACGAUUGCCACGAGGCAGAUUGAACUAGCCCAAGAUUUUCUAAACGUCCUUGAGAGCGUCUGCUUUCUACAUCUUCAGGUGGAGGGAGAGCACUGCGCUGAGAAGAUCAGACACGUUGGCAGCCUGCUCCUCGAGCUAGCACAUAGUGGCUUGAAUGAAGCAGUCAAGUCACAGGCGAAUCGGUGUGCCAUGCGCUUGAUUGACAUGCUAGUCCGCCUGGAUUCAAGAGCAUCAGACGUGGUGGGACAAUAAUCGGAUGUCAACUGUUCUAAGCAUUCUGCCUCGAAGAUUGCUAGUGCGCAAUGAUUGAGACUCCUCAAUCUCAUGUUUUUUUUUUUUUUUUUUUUUUCUGUCGAAAAGGGGCAUAGGAUCAAUACGGUUUCAUUUACUAGUUUCGGUGGAUGUUCCAAUAUGUCUUCUCACCUGGCCUCGUUCGGGGAUAUUUCAAAAUGACGGCCUAUAUUUUAGCUAUUCCGGCCUUGUCGAGGAUACGGUCGGUGUCUGCUACUAUUUGCAACGCUUCCUCUAUGACCU
This is a messenger RNA of Aspergillus calidoustus, 2022 nucleotides long. The record is from the annotation of a GenBank genome assembly. Lineage: Eukaryota; Fungi; Ascomycota; Eurotiomycetes; Eurotiales; Aspergillaceae.